Messenger RNA from Chrysoperla carnea, 1502 nucleotides. Its product is annotated as retinal rod rhodopsin-sensitive cGMP 3',5'-cyclic phosphodiesterase subunit delta-like. NCBI's taxonomy places the organism in Eukaryota, Metazoa, Arthropoda, Insecta, Neuroptera, Chrysopidae. Gene Ontology annotation, cellular component: cytoplasm. The coding region runs from base 33 to 485 and encodes 150 amino acids. The record is from RefSeq and is a predicted model, not a curated record. Gene Ontology annotation, biological process: sensory perception of light stimulus. The transcript has 4 exons.
AAAUUUCUAUGCAAAUAUUAAAAUAAUUAAUAAUGGCACAAAAUUCAAAACGUGCACAAGCAAUACUACAAGGUUUUCAAGUUAAUUGGAUGAAUUUAAGAGAUGUGGAUACUGGUAAAAUAUAUUGGCAGGGAUCUGAAGAUUUAAGUGUACCGGAUGUGGAGCAUGAAGCUCGGGUACCGAAGAAAAUAUUAAAAUGUCGAGCUGUAUCAAGAGAAAUUAAUUUUAGUUCUGUCGAAGAAAUGACUAAAUUACGUUUAGAACAAAAAGUAUUAUUUAAAGGACGAUGCCUCGAAGAAUGGUAUUUCGAAUUUGGAUUUGUAAUACCAGGUUCAACAAACACAUGGCAAAGUUUGAUAGAAGCUGCACCUGAAAGUCAGAUGAUGCCUGCAAAUGUUUUAAAUGGUAAUAUUGUUAUUGAAACCAAAUUCUACGAUGAUGAUCUCUUGGUAUCUACUUCAAAAGUUCGGCUGUAUUAUAUUUAAGAAGAAAUCUCAUGAACAAAUUUAUUCCAAGUUAUUCUUAAUUCAAACAAAAAUUCUUUUAAAAUGUAUACGAAAUUAUUUCGAAAAGGUCAAUCAUAAAAUUUAUAUUUUCCAUAUUUCUACUUGUCGUCCAGCCUUCAACAAGCAAUAAUUAACUUUUACUAGAAUGGAAGUGUCUUUAUUGAACAUUGUCGGUAACAGAUUGUCUUAUGUAAAUUUGUCUAAAGUUGUACCUUUUUCUACCAAUAGACGAAAUCAUAUCUAUCGAAAGAUUUUCUAGUAUUUUAUAUCAGAUACAUUUUGAAUAGUUCGGGUUGACAUGCGAACGUAUAAUCGUAUGAUAAAUGAGAAUUUUCAUUGCCGUUGCCGAAAAAUGAAGACACUUCCAAAAACCGAGUCAAAAUCAGUUAUAACGACAUUGAAGGGAUCAACAGUCGUUAUAAGUGAUAUGUACAUUUUUGUAUUAAAAGGAAAGUAUGUGCAUAUUUUCUCAUGUUGGAUCAAUUUUAAUAGAUCGUCACUAUAAUCGAUUUAUGCGUUAAUAAGGUCCAAAAUAAAGUUAAAAUGUUCAAAAUAAAUUGUAUAGAGUUCAGAAUAGUAUUGUAAUGUUGUAUUUUUGAAUUGAUAAAAUGUGUAUGCGCAUGCGUCGAUUGUUAUAGCCGAUAUAUCAGCCGAUAAUGAUUAUUGGUCGCUAUAGUCUUUAUAACCAAUAUUGUUAUAGCUCAGGGGUGACGAAUCUUGAUCACGAAUGACUGAAUCUUGGUGAUCGGUGGCGUGCCCAAAAUACUGUAUCACGUUCCAUUGGUUCGCCAUCCCUAUAAUAUAGUCGAUAGAUACAUAUAUGUGUUUGGGAUUCAGCCGGGACCUUUUAAUUUCGUCGUUACAAUCGAUUUUGACUUUAUCUCUAUACCUGUAUAGAUUUUCGAAUAAUUUUUUUAUUUGGAUAUGAAAAAUGGUAUGAAUUUGGAGUUGAAAAUUUUGCAUUUAAUUUUUUUGGUAGGAUACUUCCAAAAUAAA